Messenger RNA from Momordica charantia (bitter melon), 474 nucleotides. RefSeq lists its product as uncharacterized. The record is from RefSeq and is a predicted model, not a curated record. NCBI's taxonomy places the organism in Eukaryota, Viridiplantae, Streptophyta, Magnoliopsida, Cucurbitales, Cucurbitaceae.
AUGGACGGCUCCGCCGCACCGCCAGCGCCGUCGCUAUCACCACCAGUUCUCCGCCGCAGAAACUCGAUUCCGAUUCCCUCCUCCGCCGCCAUGACUCCGCCAGACGGCACCGUUUUCCCCCCUCCGCCGCCCUCGCCGAUUGACUUGAGGCUCCUCUCCUUCAAGUCCUCCUCCCAAUCCUACACCUCCCUCAAGGACAUCCUCCCCUCCACCGCCGCCGUCAACUCUCCGACCGCCGCCUCCGCCCCUAACUCCGGCUACGAAAUCUCGAUCCGCAACCGCCUCGUUAAGCAGGCCGCCUGGGCUUACCUCCAGCCUAUGUCCGCCUCUUCCUAUUCCGCCGGCCCUAAUUUUUUCCACCGUGUCUGCCUCCGCCUCUCCGCCGGAAAUCCGAUCACCGAUUGUCUCGGAUUCAUCAGAGGGACUGUAAUCCCGGCCAUUGUCCGAGUUAUUCGCCUCUGCAUUUGCUUGUGA